Molecule: messenger RNA, 1998 nt
Organism: Cokeromyces recurvatus
Lineage: Eukaryota; Fungi; Mucoromycota; Mucoromycetes; Mucorales; Mucoraceae
Product: armadillo-type protein
Exons: 10
Coding region: 1-1998 (665 amino acids)
Biological process (GO): protein import into nucleus; ribosomal large subunit biogenesis
Source: RefSeq, a predicted model, not a curated record
AUGGGGAAACAAAGAGCAAGAAGAAAAGCUUCAAAAAGACGCUUGAACCCACUUCAAAGAAAAGGAGUUCAAGCUGGUUUAAAUGAAGCCAACACCAACUUGCUUACUACUGAACAACUAACACCUGUCAUUCAAAGACUUUCUUCAGAUAAUGGAGGAGAACGUGCUUGGGCAGCAGCUUGUAUUUCUAAUCUCAUCUUGUCUAAUGCCUCAACCCGUAAACUUUUAUUAACAAAGGGUAUCGUCCCUAUCUUGAUUGAGCGAUUAAGUGAUCCACAACAAGAAGUUCGAGAUGAAUCAUUAGGAGCUUUAAGAAAUCUUGCCUCAGUAGAUGAUACAAUUGCUAAAGAAUAUUAUUCACGCAAUAUAUUAACACCUUUGUCAGCUUUAUUACCACAAAUUACACAAACGAUUGACUCAGUAUUAAGAAAGGCACCUAUUCAAGAUGAAUUAGAUCAAGAAAGACGAAAGUCCAUUUGGGAUGUAACAGAAAAUUUUAUUUAUAUUAUUUGGUGUAUUUGUGAAGCAUCUGAUAAAUAUGUGAAGGCUAUUAAUCGAAUGAAUCUUAUACCCUUUUUAACAUCAUUUUUAAUAUCUGGUGAUUCAUGUCCAACAAGAGUAAUUUUAGCAGCCGGUCAAUGCUUAAACACGUUAACAGAUGAUAAUAAGGAUUUAUAUAUUGAAUUUCAGCAUCAUUCAGAAUACAUACAAUCUUUGUUAAAUAUUGUUCGUAAUGAAGAUUAUAAUAAUGUGUUUAUACAAGUGUUAACAUGUGCUGUCUUGGUCAAUAUUCGUGAUGUAGUACGAUUUACUUCUUCUUGGGAUGAUGAUACAGAUGUAGUAGCGGAAUUAAAUCAACUCAUUAUUCCAAUUCUCAUUAAAGCACUUGAUUAUGAUAUACAACAAGCAGCUAUAGAUAUGAUGACAGCUAUGAAAAAUAGUCAUAAUCAGCCACAAAAAGAAGAAAAUGAUAUUACGCCAAAACGGUUAACAAAUGAAGAAAUGUAUAUUCAAGAUGUAGAAAAUAGACUCUCCAUUAUUCAAUUAGCAUUAGAAUUAUUAGCAGAUAUUUGUGUACAAGAUGAUGACUCAGAAGAAGAUGGUUAUCAAGAUGAAUCCAUGAUGACAGAAGAACAAGAAGAAGAACAUGAUGAAGUAGAUGAAACAAUUUUUACAGAUAAAUCCAAGAUGAAUGAUACCUUAAUUCGAUCAAAUAAGAUUGUUCAAGCUUAUAUAAAUCAUGUAUUUCCCCACUUAAUUCGACUGAGUACAUUAACCUCAAUGGGCUAUCAAAAUCAGUCAUUUACAAUAACACAACAAAGGGCAUUUGAAUGUCUGAAUAACUUUUUAUUAGCUAUGAAUGAAGUUCCAAGUAAAUUUUGGUUUAAAGAAGAACAUAAAUCAGAGGCUAUACAGUUGUGGCGUUGGUUAUUUAAUUGUGCAAAUCAAGUAGCUAUGAAUGAAACUGAGGAUAAAAAUAGAAUAUUAGAAAUUAUCAUUAGUUGUUUAUGGGCACUAGGAAGAGGAUUAAUGCAAGAUAUUCCAUUAGAACCAACAGAUGUGGGUUCAUUAUGCGGAACAUAUGAUAUAAUUCCAAUAGAAUCAAUGCGUGUAAAAAUAGUAGGAUGUUUAGGUCCAAUUGCAAUGAGACAAGGUGAUAUUGAAACAAAUAAGGUAAUAGACAUUAUUAUUCAAACAAUUGGUAUCUUUAUUAUCAAUUUACUUUCAAAUAAGGACUGUGAAACGUCUGUUAUGAUAGAAGCUUUAAAUUUAAUUUUUGAUGUUUACUCUGACCUUGCAUUUGAUUACGAUUUACCUGUUUUUGUACAUGGCGGAUUUUUAAGUAUUUUGAAACAGAUCGUUCCCUUUGUUCGUUCCAAGGUAAAAUCAAUUGAUAGAAGAAAGGACUUUGACUUGAGAAUAAGAGGAGAUGAAGCUUUAGACAAUUUAAAUGCUUUUAUAAAAUAUAAGCGAAUCGAGAAUAAUAAAAGGAAAUAA